AAAAGUGAAAUGUCCUGCAUUGUGGAAACGUUUUGCUCUAAAGUGUCUAGUUUGGAAUUGUUGUCCAUUCUGGAGAGCAGUCAAAGAGAAGGUGAAAUUGGUGAUUUUGGAUCCGUUUGUUGAACUCUUUAUCACAGUUUGCAUUAUCUUGAACACCUUAUUCAUGGCUAUGGAGCACCCUGGCAUGUUACCAGAAACCAGAGCAAUGAUUACUAUAAGUGACCAGGUCUUCACCCUGAUUUUUACACUAGAGAUGAUCUUGAAAAUCAUUGCUCUAGAUCCUUAUUACUAUUUUCAGAACAAGUGGAAUGUUUUUGAUAGCUUGGUUGUUUUGAUUGGUCUACUGAGUUUUGGAACCAAUCUGUCACCUUUCAGGGCGAUCAGGAUCUUCAAAUUGGCAAAGUCCUGGCCAGCCUUAAAUACUCUUAUGAGAAUAAUUCUAAACUCAUUUGGUGCUCUGAGUAACCUCACUCUGGUUUUGGCUAUCACUGUGUUUAUUUUUGCUAUAGUAGGAAUGCAGUUUUUGGGCAGUGAUUAUGAAAAAAAAUUCCAUAAAAUAAGCACCAGUAAGGAUUUACGCUGGCAUAUGAAGGAUUUCAAUCAUUCAGUCCUGAUUGUAUUCCGAAUAUUAUGUGGAGAAUGGAUUGAAAUGAUGUGGGAAUGUAUGGAAGUGGCUGGAAAACAGAAAUGUAUUAUCAUUUUCUUGCUAGUCCUGGUGAUAGGAAACCUGGUG
This is a messenger RNA of Neopelma chrysocephalum (saffron-crested tyrant-manakin), 733 nucleotides long. Its product is annotated as sodium channel protein type 4 subunit alpha A-like. The record is from RefSeq and is a predicted model, not a curated record. The transcript has 3 exons. Gene Ontology annotation, cellular component: voltage-gated sodium channel complex; plasma membrane; axon. The annotation marks the transcript as partial. Gene Ontology annotation, molecular function: voltage-gated sodium channel activity. Lineage: Eukaryota; Metazoa; Chordata; Aves; Passeriformes; Pipridae. Gene Ontology annotation, biological process: membrane depolarization during action potential; neuronal action potential; sodium ion transmembrane transport.